Messenger RNA from Empidonax traillii (willow flycatcher), 2517 nucleotides. It is a transcript of the gene BTBD1, whose product is annotated as BTB domain containing 1. Bases 1 to 1563 code for a protein of 520 amino acids. Gene Ontology annotation, biological process: neurogenesis. Gene Ontology annotation, cellular component: P-body; cytosol. The transcript is spliced from 11 exons. The record is from RefSeq and is a predicted model, not a curated record. Lineage: Eukaryota; Metazoa; Chordata; Aves; Passeriformes; Tyrannidae. Gene Ontology annotation, molecular function: protein binding.
AUGGCGGCCGCGGGUGGCGGUCCCGGCGCGCCCGCGGAGACGCCCCCCGCCACCACCACCACCACAGCCGCCGCCGCUGCUGCUGCUGCCACCGAGGCCGGCGCGGUGCUGCAGCGGGAGCCGCUGUACAACUGGCAAGCCACCAAGGGCUCGCUGCGGGAGCGCUUCGCCUUCCUCUUCUCCAACGAGCUGCUCAGCGACGUGCACUUCGUGGUGGGCAAGGGCAGCGCCCGCGGCGGCGGCGGUGGUGGCGGUGGCGGUGGCGGUGGCGGGGCGGCGCCCCCCGGGCCCGGCCAGCAGCGCAUCCCCGCCCACCGGUUCGUGCUGGCGGCCGGGAGCGCCGUGUUCGACGCGAUGUUCAACGGCGGCAUGGCCACCACCUCGGCCGAGAUCGAGCUGCCCGACGUGGAGCCCGCCGCCUUCCUGGCGCUGCUCAGGUUUCUUUAUUCAGAUGAAGUUCAAAUUGGUCCAGAAACAGUCAUGACUACUUUAUACACUGCUAAAAAGUAUGCUGUCCCAGCGCUGGAAGCACAUUGUGUGGAUUUUCUAACAAAGCAUCUCCGAGCAGAUAAUGCCUUUAUGCUGCUUACUCAAGCUCGUUUGUUUGAUGAACCUCAGCUUGCUAGUCUGUGUCUUGACACAAUAGACAAAAGUACAAUGGAUGCCAUAAGUGCAGAAGGCUUUACUGACAUCGAUAUAGACACAUUAUGUGCAGUUCUAGAAAGGGAUACCCUUAGUAUUCGAGAAAGUCGGCUCUUUGUAGCUGUUGUUCGCUGGGCAGAAGCAGAAUGUCAAAGACAGCAAUUGCCUCCGACGUUCGGGAACAAACAAAAAGUCCUCGGAAGAGCUCUUUCCUUAAUCCGUUUUCCAUUAAUGACUAUUGAAGAGUUUGCAGCAGGCCCUGCACAAUCUGGAAUCUUGUCAGAUCGGGAAGUAGUAAAUCUCUUUCUUCAUUUUACUGUCAAUCCUAAACCUAAAGUAGAUUAUAUUGACCGACCAAGAUGUUGCCUUAGAGGAAAAGAGUGCAGCAUUAACAGGUUCCAGCAAGUGGAGAGUCGCUGGGGCUACAGUGGAACAAGUGAUCGGAUUAGGUUCACAGUUAACAGAAGAAUUUCCAUAGUGGGAUUUGGAUUAUAUGGAUCUAUUCAUGGUCCCACAGACUAUCAAGUUAAUAUACAGAUAAUUGAUUAUGAGAAGAAUCAGACGCUAGGACAGAACGAUACUGGGUUUAGCUGUGAUGGAACAGCCAGCACCUUCAGAGUUAUGUUCAAAGAGCCCAUCGAGAUUCUGCCCACGGUUUGCUACACAGCUUGUGCAACCUUAAAAGGUCCUGAUUCCCACUAUGGAACAAAAGGUUUGAAGAAAGUGAUCCACGAAUCUCCUACUGCUAGCAAAACGUGCUUUGUCUUUUAUAGUUCACCAGAGCAAAGGAGCCGCCAAGGGCCCCGCGGGCGCGGGCGGCGCGGCGGGACCGGUGGUGGCGGCGGGCGAUGGCUCCGUGAGGGUGGCGGUGCGCGCCAAGCCCGGCGCCCGCUGCAGCGCCGUCACAGAUGUGACAGCUGAGGCAGUAGGUGUAGCUAUUGCUGCACCCCCGUCGGAAGGGGAGGCAAAUGCAGAGCUGUGUCGCUACCUCUCUAAGGUGCUAGAAGUAAAGAAGAGUGACGUUGUUUUGGAGAAGGGUGGUAAAUCACGUGACAAAGUGGUAAAGAUUUCGGUAUCACUGACACCAGAUGAGAUUUUAGAAAAACUGAAAAAAGAAGCUUCCAGCUGACCUAAAACAAGAGCAGGAAACGGGACAAUGUUUCUUGGUAAAUGGACUGAUACUCUUUCUUACAUAAUGUAGAGCUGUUGAGAAUGUGGGUAAUGACUACAGAAAGAUACUUCUUCCCCCCUUCCUCCUUUGUACAUAUAGCUGCUGUAUACUUGAAGUUUUUGUGUAGGUUUGAUUAGAAAAACUUGUCUUUACUGAGUCUCGGUAUCCACUUCUGUCACUACAGACUUUCUUCUGCUCUGGAGAACUUCUGUUGGUAAGACUUGUCCUCUUUCCUGGUCCCUAAGCAAAAGGUUUAGAAAUCUUGUUUCUUAGUGAAACAAACUUUGGUUAACAAAGUGAAAGGCUUGAAGUGACAGGCUUCCAUGUGAAAAGUGGUCCAAAAGGAUGUCUGGAUGGUAAAGACUUUAGAAGAACGUCCUGUUUGGUAUCUCGUGGCAGGUACUGUGUGCAGCUUUGCACUGUGGACACUUGUGGGCAUCUAAAAUAAAAGUAUUUGAAGCCAAUGGGCUAAUGUUGAUCACACAGGCAAACUAAAAGCAGAAUCACCUGAACAACUGAAACAAACCCAGAAGUUUUCAGUAUGAAAAACCAAUGCAGAACCCAGUAAUGGCACACCUGGUGUCACUUUGCAAUGAUCUGUAAUUAGUUCUCUUAAAAGUAGAGAUACAAUCAUAUAUGUAUAUUUGCCAAUUGUAUGUCAAGUAUAAUGCCUUUUUAAUAAAUGGGGGAAAAAUGUUAUUAAA